AGAGGCGCUCUACGUCAUGUGAACGCGUUGCAUCUCCAUAUGAUCGUUAAACAUGUCAGAGUCCGCUGAUGAAAGUGUAUCCCAGAAGAGUCGUUGUGAGGAAAGAUGUCACCGGCGUGCGCGUACGAGUAUUAUAUUAUGCACUGCACAAAAACCUCUCACGUGAAUGCUAAGCGGAAGGAUGCGACAGACGACGCUAUGACACCAAAUCGCCUUGUGUCCCUUGUCUUCAUCUCCGGGGUCGCAGUUGCUAUUAUUGGCACACUACUGUUGCAGUAUCUGUUUAACUUGUCUACUGAUUUUUCAAAGCAAGAGUUUCGCCAUGUAUUUAUACCGCUUCCUUCAGGUGGUAUAUCAAACAAGGAAUACACCUUUAGUGUUGCAUUGGGCAACACAGAACUCGAUAAGCUGCAAGUUCAGAAUACAGAGACAUCAACAACAGAGGCACUGACAUCCUUGCAUUUAGCUAUAGAGAUGAAAUCAUCUGGCAAGCAAAAAAAAGCUAUAAAAUUGUUUCAACAUGCAAUGGCAUUGGCACCACAUCACCCAGAUGUUCUAAAUCAUUAUGGAGAAUUUCUGGAACAUACUCAGAACAAUGUGAUCAAAGCUAAUGAAUUUUAUGUACGUGCUUUAACUUAUGAGCCAAACCAUGAAAGUGCUUUAAUAAAUAGCCAAAGGACAGCUCGAGUAGUUGAGGAACUUGAUAGGAGGAUGCUCAGACGCAUCGAUGAAAAGAGGAACACAUUGUCCACAAUACCUGAUCACAAUGCUGCAUUGAUACGCGCCAAGAAGGAAGCUUACUUCCAACAUAUUUAUCACACAGUCGGGAUUGAGGGAAAUACCAUGAAUCUAGCACAGACUAGGGCUAUAGUAGAAACACGUACUGCAGUUGCUGGGAAAAGUAUUGAUGAGCAUAAUGAAAUUCUUGGACUGGACGCUGCCAUGAAAUACAUCAAUGCAACUUUGGUCAAUAGAGUGGGUUCAAUUUCAAUAAAGGAUAUAUUGGAGAUACACAGGCGUGUGUUGGGUCACGUAGAUCCUGUUGAAGGCGGUCAUUUUCGUAGGACUCAAGUAUACGUCGGUGGCCACAUACCUCCGGGCCCAGGAGACAUACACUACUUGAUGGAGGAGUUUGGGAUGUGGUUGAAUAGCGAGCAAGCUAUCAGGUUGCAUCCAGUUAAAUACGCAGCUGUCGCGCACUACAAGCUAGUACAUAUACAUCCAUUUGCCGACGGUAACGGCAGAACGUCCCGCUUGCUCAUGAACAUGAUUCUCAUGCAAGCUGGAUAUCCACCCGUUAUCAUCCACAAGCAACACCGCCACAAGUACUACGAGAACUUGCAAAUAGCAAACACAGGAGACAUAAAACCGUUUGUAAGAUUCAUAGCGGAAUGCACGGAGCAGACGCUGGACUUGUUCCUGUGGGCGACCAGCGAAUUCUCUCGACAGGUUCCCGCUUUGAGUCAAGAGACUCUGUUUAUGGAGAGGCAUAAUACGAUAAUUCUGGAGGAUGAAAAUGAUAUGCUCGAAAACGAUUGAGAACAAUUGGCGCUCAGCCAAGAUCUGAAGUAUUUUUGAGACCAAAGAAUGUUCGCCUUAUACAUGUCUCGUGUUAUUUUAUUUAUUAAUACUUGUUAUCUCUUGAAUGAAAGUUCCAAAACAGUUGUAUAUGCUAUACUAUAUACAAUCGCAAAAAUCUGGAAAUUAUUUAAAACUCCUGACUGCGGAACUUUCGACUGAUGACAUCAGAGGUGAAAAAAUAUCCGAUAAAAAUUGUUGCAGAAUAAAAAAAUAUGACCAUAAAAUGACUUUUGCAAUCGAUCGGAUACAUCUGCAAAAUAGUCCAAACACUUUUUCUCUAAUAAUCAAUAAAUUAAAAAAUUAACGUGAUACGUUGGAUUAUUUUACACAUUUACUUGAUCAAUAGCAUAUAUCAUUUUAUGGAUACACCUCUUUAUUUCUACGCAUAUAACAAGAAUUUUUAGCGUGUAUUUUCUUGUUUCCCUGGCGUCAUAAAUCAAGAUAACCGCGGCCAGGAGUCUUAAGCCGUUGAAAUCAAAUCGUUGUGCGAUAUUCAAGUCUAUCAGUCAAGUCAGAAUUUUAAACAUAUCUGCUUGUUACUUGUGAUUUAUGUGAAUCUGUUAUUACACUUAAAAGCUGCCAAUUAAUUUUAUCGCGUGCCCAUGUAAAUAUAAAUCUUCCAUUGUGCGUGUGUGAUGUACUAAAUUAAUUUAUAAUAUUUUAUAAGUAUGUAUGCGUAAUGAAUGCAGAGUAAAUGAUGAAUCAUAUAUGUGAGAA
Messenger RNA from Odontomachus brunneus, 2298 nucleotides. RefSeq names its product protein adenylyltransferase Fic (gene Fic). The record is from RefSeq and is a predicted model, not a curated record. The transcript is spliced from 4 exons. Gene Ontology annotation, molecular function: protein binding. NCBI's taxonomy places the organism in Eukaryota, Metazoa, Arthropoda, Insecta, Hymenoptera, Formicidae. Bases 106 to 1539 code for a protein of 477 amino acids.